ACCAGCCAAGCUCAAACAGGAUGUAUGUUGCAGAUAUAUCUUCUCACUGGGCAUGAGACAAUUGUUAACCCACAGAUCGGGGUCGAAGCUGGAUAGCUGUGCCCUGUCCGAGCAUUGGCUGCUCAGGUGGGAAGAGCCCAGCAUUCAGUGAAGGAAGUAGUCCAGUUUUCCAUUUUUCUGCAGCCUCACUAGAGAAAGGAGGAGAGAAAGGAGGAGAGAAAGGAGGAGGGAGGAGGCACAUCAGCACUUCCUGCGGGUAGGGACUGCUUCAACUUCCAUCUGUUGGCCGGUGGUCAAUUGACUGCAGAGGCAGACUGUACAAAGGCUUUGGUUCACCUCGUUCUUUGGAGGGGUGCUGCUUCUUUCCAUCCACCCAUUUGUCCAUUUGCUCAUCCGCCCAUCCACCAUUUGCCCAUUUGCUAAUCUGCCCAUCCACCUAUCGGCCCAUUUGCCAAUCUGGCCAUCCUCCCAUUUGCCAAUCUACUCCUUUGCCCAUCCACACAUCCGUCUACUAGCCACCCAUCUGUUGUUCUGUGAAGGGGGUCCAAUGGGCCAUCCAGGAGGCAAGUCUGGGUUGGAAGAAAAGAAGGGUGAAGAGGAUGAAGAUGUGGGAUGCCAGAAGCAAGGUGUAGGGAAUGGAAUUGCAAGAAGUGGUGACCAUAAUGAUGGGGAAGGUGCUGUCUUCAGUAAAAGGACAGAAGAGGGUGUAGAGGAGGCUGCUGUGGAGGGUAAUGCGGAAAUGGCUCGUGGAGAAGACAGUCCUUACACGUUGACAGGAGCACAGGGUGAAGAGGCUGGUAGUAAACUCGAGUAUGCCACCAACGUGAGUGACCCAGGGAUGGCGCAUGAUGACUCGCGCGCUGGCAGCAGUGACACACGAAGCAGUGUUCAGACCAAUAGGAAUGGGAAACUGGACUCGGAAGGUGGUCAUGAUGGAGAUGCAAAGGACAUUGGCAAGGACAGCAGUGUUAAUUCUGACAAACCUGGCUCAAAUACUGACAACAGAUGCGCAGAAGAUCCUGAUGGACACAACAAUGCACCUGGCCUUAUUGCUGACAGUAUCCCUCACAGAAAUGUCGGAAAUGAGUCUGCAAAUAUCGAUCUUGGCACUCCCAACAGUUCAUGUGUCAUGCAAUCUGGCACAAUCAGCAUGAUCAGCAAAGGUCGAGAUGAUGGUGUCAGGGCAAGGGUCAUGGGAAUGAGGGUGGAUGGUGGCUUUGGGAAUGAGCACGGUCUGUCUGGAGAUUGCAAUUCAGAUUCUUGUUCAAAACCAGAUUUGGUGAAAGCUGACGCAGCAAUGGGGAGUGUUCUCAGUGUGAUUAGUGAAUGUUGUGAAAAUGUGAAGGAUACGAGUACAGUGGAUGGCGAGUGCGGAAAUGAUAACGAUACGAGUGUGAUGGAUGACAAUCUGUGUAGAGCAUCCAAUGUCUCUGGUGCUGGCUGUGGCGUCCAGCGUAGGGGUAUCAGAUUAACUGGUGAGAGAGCUGAUGGCAAGGAGGCUGCCUGCCAUAUGGUAGAGGUGAAUGCGGAUACAGUGAUGGGGACUGUAGUUGCGUCUCUGAUAUGUGAAUCCGAGGAUUUCAAGGCAACGGGUGCAUUGGAUAACAAUGUGGGUACAAUAUCAGAUAUCUCGGUUGCUGAUUGUCUGGUUAUCAGGGAACAUUCUGACAGAGGUGGAGGCCAGGUAGCUGAUUGCAGCACAGGUGUCUUUAGUGUCAAUGGGGUUGGUACAAGUGUUCUGCGUGAUGAUAGUGAAGGUUUAGCCAGUGGAGAUGGUGCGAGUUCUGGCAAGGUUGAUCUUGCUGGAGUUGCCUGUAUCAGGAGUCUUAGUGGUGAAAAUGUUGCUAGUGAAGAAAGAGAAGCAGGUUCUGGGAGUGUCCAGCUUGCCAAACGGAUAAAUGAUAAGGACAGUGUGGGUUGUUGUCAAACCAUCCCUGAUGCUAGCGUAGCCCUCCCUGUGUCUGAUGCUGGUGUAGCCCCUGCCCACGGAGGGAUUCCCACAAAAGGUGGAAUUGAUGCCGAUCCAACUGCUGUUGGGGAAAACGAGGAGUCCAAAAGUUUGGAGGAUGCAGCUGAUACUCUUCUGGCAGGCAUGAACAGCAGAGGGGCAUCUAGGGUGACCUUACCCAAUGGUGAGAGCCUUGAGCAGACGAAAGGUCCGGGGUUGAAUGUAGCGAAGGCAGCUCUGAGUUUGCAGACGAUAGAGAACGGGAAGAAUGCACCUGGAAAGGCUGCUGGGGCGAUGGAGGUGGCAGAUGCCAAUGAGAGCGAGAAAAUCCGUGAGGUGGCUGCUCAAGUGAGGGAUGGGGCUGACGGGACUGCAACUGAGGACAACCCUACGGACUCUAUGGAGCCUGUGAGUACAGGCCAGAAGACAGGGAAGAAUGAGGCAGUCCUCUGUGGCAAGCCCUCUCAAGAUAGCGCGAUGGUUUGCCUUGGUGAUGAUGGAGAUGGUGAUGGCGGAAAGGAACAGACGGCUGCUGAUGUGGCAGGUGCUGUCCCUGGUGAUACAGUCGAGGGGACUGUGGUUCAUGGGGACAGAUUUGUCCCUGACCCUCAGCAGCUGAUGGAUCCCAGAGUUGAUGGGAGGGACCAUGCAUGUGGAGUUGAUAGCAGUGGUGGUAUUCCUCUAAUGGCUAUCAAUAAUAAGAGUAGCACUGGUGAUGAGACUGACAGUCUUCGCGAUAACAGUGUGAACGAUAGGAACUCAUGUGGUGACGGUAGUGGUGGCGGCGGUGGCGGUAAGCAGUUCAGUUCUUGCACAAGUAGUGUGAAUGAUGGAGAUCAAGUGGAUACCAGCAAUGUAAAUAAGACUUCUGCUGGGUCAGCUGGGAAGAGGGGUAGUAUUAGCUAUGGUGAUGUCGACCCCAAGCAAGUCCCUCCAUGCAAUAGUAGUGACAGUCAAAUGGGUGGUGAUGGAGUUAGCGUGAGUCAAUUAACCUCGGGAAAUAGGUGUGAGAGGGGUGUUGAGAGCGGGACCGGCAGCGGUGCUGCAAUGUUUCUUGGCAUGGCUGUGGCAGGCAGCCAAGAAUGGACUGUUCUCGAUGUCCCUAGAGUGGAGGGUCUCUGUGACAAUGCUCUAUCCGCCGAUGCAAUGAUGCAACAUGGAUUUGCUAUGAUGCAUGAUGAUAAUGCGAUUGACAGUGGUGAUGGUGUUGUUGGAGAUUCUGACAAGUGCACCGGAGUUGAACAUGCCCAUUGUGGAGACGGUGAUGCUGCCUUGGGAAAGAACGGGCAAACUCAGAGACCUGUCAAGAGUGGGAGUAGGGGAACCUGUUUGACAGGUUCAGUGAAGGGGUUUGCUGUAGAUAGUGCAGGAAGGGGUGGUGGUAGUCGCAACUCCUUGUGUGUGGAGGUGGCUCGCUGUGGAGAUGAUGUUCAAGGGGCUAUUUAUAGUGCAAGUCAUGUUGAAGCUGCAUCAGUAAUUCAUAAUGAUGGGAGUGCAGGCAUUGACAGCAUUGCCAGUAUUUCAACUGGGUAUUUCAGUGACAGUUGUAGGGGUCAGGGCAAGCUGCCCCGUGUUCAUCCAGAUGACGCUGGCAACGGAGUUUGUGAUCAGAGGAGCUUGGGAAGUAACGAGGCUGGCUGGAACGGUGUCGCUGGAUGCGCUCAGGAUGCUGGUCCUGCAACAGGUAUUUGCAGUGAUGACGGGGGAGCGACAUUUUCUCCAAAUGGUACCGUCAACACUGGAAGGGAAGCUCUGCAGGAAGACAAAGCUACGAGUGGGCAUGUUCCAGAAAACAAUGACGCAGAAGCAAGGGGAUGUAGCGGCGGUGAAGUCACUAACAGAGGUAGUAGUGUUGGCAUGGUUCUUUCCUUGAUACACAUUGUUGCUGAAUGUGGUGAAGGGGUUAUGAAACAGGGCCCUGCAAAUGGCGAUGGUGUGAUGUGCCACAACACCAAGGCCACGGAACAAGGAGCUGCUGUGAAUGGGCUUGUUUCAAUGCCAGACAGAAAAAGAUUAUGCGCAGACCGCAGUGAACAAGUAUCGCUUGCACGAGGGCAUGCUGAGCCUGAUGCAUGGAGGCAUGCCUCUGCUGCAGCCUCGUCCUCUCCCACCCAGGAUUUGCAAAUCGUUAAUUGCCAAACGUGUGUGCCAGCAGCAGCUGAACUUGCAAGCAAUGCUGAUGAAGGUGCUCAUUUAGAGGGAAGCUGUGUUACCCCCUCUAUAGGAGAUUCUGCUAUUGCUGAUGUGGAUGAAGGGGCAACUGCACAGGGGCGUGAUGUGCUUGAUGAAGGUAAGUCCGCGUUGUCGGCAGUCGCUGUCUCGCUCGACCAUGAUGUUCUUGUUAUGGGCUCCCCAACGCAGGCGUUAGGUGGUGAACAUGCAACACCUUUCUUGGAAGGUUGUCGUCCAACGAGAAAUGCCAAAGGUGUGGAUGAAGGCGAGGUCAGACUGACAGAACAUGGGUGCAUUGGAGAUCCCAAUGAUGGUGUUGCCAAAGGCAACGAUGAUUCAUUGUUGCUGGACAGCCAUGCUCCCUUGAGGUCCAGCGGUGACAAUCGAGUUCGCAAUCGUAACUGCAUGGAUGGUGCCCCUUGUAAUGAAGAUGGCAAGGCUCAGCAAUGUACUGCUUGCGAAGUUGUCAGACCCAGCGUCCUUGCCUUGCCUUGCAGUCAGGAAGGUAUUUGUGAUCCCAGCAAGUCAGCCACUGGCUUCUCUCAACCUCCCAAGCGGAAUGAUGGAGGACUGGUUGGGAUCAAUGGUCGCCACAAUUCAGUUACUUGUGAUCAGAUUGUGAUUGUGAGGCAACAUAGGGCUCCUGGUGCGGAGGAAUCGCCUGAGGCUGGCACAUCUGGUUGGUCUGACACUGUUGUGACUGCUUGCCUGAACGAGUCUGGUACAGACUUCCAUGCUUCCAAAGUGAAGGAAGGUGAACUGGUCUGUGCUGUCAACUGUGCUGACGGUGCUGCCAGUGAUCAUAAGAACCAUGCAGGCAACGGACAUUCUGGCAACGAUGGUGCUGCUGGAGCUGCCAGGUCCUUGUUGCACUAUACACAAAUUGAUCGCCAUCACAGCAACUUGGGAGUCCAUUGCGCUUGUAAGCCUGGCAAUCACAAGCCGCUGAAUGACUGUGAGUUUGCCAAUGAUGGUGCUGGCAGCGGUAAUUGUAUCGGGCAUGCAGAUUGCACUGGUGGUAGUGAUGCUGAUUGUCAGCGAGAAGACUAUGCUGCUGUAAGUUUGACAGGUGCUUUAGUCAAACCUACUCCUGAAGGUCAAGAUGUUGGAGAUCUGAAGGUCUUUGGCAAUGGUGAUACUGGCAAUCUCAACAGUGAUAAUAUCGGAGAAGGUGACAGGAGGCCUCAACCCUGCAGUGGUGGAAGUGGCACAUGUGUUGCUGGUAGUUAUGCCCCUGAUGUGAGCAGUGGAAGUGGGAGGGAGAGUGAUGCUUCUGUUGCAGGCAUCAUUGAUUGUAGUGAAGUGUGUGCCGAUGAUAUCCCCAUGGCAGUUGAUGGUUGUCGUGAUACUCAUGUUCCGCUUGUGUUGGGAGGACAAGGGGAUUCUGUGGUUGCCCGGCUGACCGAAGGAUAUGGGAGGAGCAGUGCUGAUGAUGGCAAGAGGAAUGAACAUGUUCGUGGUGGUGGCACACCCAUUCGUUAUGCCUGCAACAACCUAUCUGGGAAGUCUGAGGACCUCUGUGACCAGAAGUGCAAUUCUACUGGUCAAAUCCUUGGAGCAAUGACAGAAAUUGCCAAGCGUGAGGAGAAGCCUUCAGGAGUAGGUGGUGGACAGGAUGACGAUCUUGGUGAUGAUCAUGUCGCAACUCAUGCUGGAGAGGCUCAAGGGAAGAGUGAUGGGGGGGAUGUAGGAGAGGAUGCGGGAUGUGGGAGAAGCAGUGGUCCACGACCAGUUGUAAAAGAUGACAAUGCGGGGGAGGAGCCUUCUUCAGGAGGUGGUGGCCACGGCGAUCUUCUUAGAGAUUGCCUCUCAUGUCACGACCUUGUCAUUAGUCUUUUUGAAAAUGCUGAAUGUAACUGUGCUGCGAAUGUGCCAACUGGUGAAACCUGUGGAAGGGGGAACAGCCAUGGGCUAGAGCUAGAGUUCGAUGAGGCUGUUAAUCGGCCUCCGGUGGGAGAUGGGUGCCAUGUUGCCACACUUGGGAACGGCCUUGCCAAGAGUCAUGCAAGAGACAGUGAAAAGGAGGGCAGUGCAAGCCGUGGUGAGGCGUGUAAGAGUAGUUGCAGUUCUGAGCCUGCUAUGAGUGUUGACAGGCCGGUAGAGGAUUCUGUUCUCCAGGGUGGUGACCAUGAAGGAGGCAUUCCUCAAGAUUGUUGUAUCUUCGGUGAUGUUGUUACGAGUUCUUCCUGGGAUGCUGAAAGAAAGUCCCAAAAUUCAGAUAUACAGCAAAAUCAGAUAUGCAAGAAAAGGAUGAAAAGUAACAGUCCUGAGCCAACUGUAAAGGGUGAUAAGGCUGUGGAGGCGCCUUCUCUUGUGGGUGGUACUGUUGAGUAUGUCCCAUCUUUUGAUCCUUUUUGCAUUAGUCUAGGUGGAGACCCUGAAGCGAAAGGUGCUGUGGAUGUGCAUCCAUGUUGUGAAGAAAGGGGCGACCUUGUGUCUAUCAUAAAAGCUGAGGAGAGCAUAGUGGAGCCGUCAGUUGGAGCGAACGGCAUUCUUGCAGAUGAUUCUCCAGGAAUUUCUCCAGAAAAUUGUGGUGUGGAUGUACACACCAGGCGAGAGUGUGAGAGGAUUGUCACCCCUGUGCAGGUUGAAGUUGCCAACACUAAUGUUGAGUUGGCCCCUCUGAGGGCAGGCGAUAACGUUGCUGUUCUUCGAGAGAAUCCCAUAUUUGACGAUCCUGCCACAAGUCCAUCUAGAAUAGGAGCUGAUUUGGAUGUACUACCUGGAUGUGAGCUUAGUACCCUUGGAGCUGGUGAUUACGACGAGGCAGCAGACACCAAGUUCCUCUUUGUCCGUGUUGAUGACAGGACCAUUAAUCCCCUUGGCCAUGAUGGUGCGCUUGGUGAGAGGCGUGCUCCCAGUCUUCAUUCCUGUCAAUCUCGGAGAACAAAGAAGCAUCAGAACUCGUUUGGCAGCAUUGAACAUGGAGGUGCUGGCUCUCUUUGCCUGCAUCCAGACACACUUGAAGAAGUUCCAAGGACGGGCGCCGUUGCAAGCAAGGAUGACAGUGACAAUGUGUCUGUUACUACGCAUGCUCAGACUCCGGCCAUUGACAGUGCUAGUGCAGCCACUGCCACCGCUGCUGUGAUGGGGAAUGUGGGUGGUGCUAAUGGUGGUCAAAGGGAGAGUGAUCUUAUAUUUAAUGCAGGUCCUACAUGCUGGUCAGUGAAUACGGAUGGUAUGUGUGCGCCAUAUGUCCAACCUGCGAACAGACAGCAUGAUGGUGGAAGACAUAAUCAUGGCAGUGGCGAUAGUGGUGAGGAUGCCAAAGCCUGUGUCGCUGGAGCUGCCAGCGAGCUUGCCUAUGAUGGAGUAGCUCAGGAGAGUGACAUUCCCACUGGUGGCCUGCAGAGAACUGUACAUGAAGAACGGAGCAAAUUCUGUAGGACUGGAGUGGAAUUGAUUAGCAAUAGUACAGGGCGUGCUUUUGUUGGGGAGAAUGGUUGUGGCAAGAUAAGUAAUGGGAAUGUGGGCUCUGGGAGUGAGAGCGGGUUAGAGAAGCAUGUAUCAGUGAACAGCGUGGGUAAUGGUAUUUGUGUGCAACGAUCCAGAGGUAAAGGUUUGCACGUAUUUUUGUCCGUGAAAGAUACAAGCGCUGUUGAAGGGGGGCAAAAGGGUGGAUUGGGACAAACUGGGGGUUGUUGCUCAGUAGAUGCUUCACAGAGGAUGUUGUCCAUUGCCCCCUCUUUCUCUGUGCGCCUCUGUCCAUCUUUGAAAGACGGUACGAUUGUUAUCAACUCUCGCCAUGGCUCUACCGUUCUUUCACAAGCUGUGGAGAACGACAAUCAUACAAUCAGUGGGCGAGAUGAAAAAGGCAUUGGAGUUGCUGCUGAUGAUGGAGACGAUGGUGUAGAAGUUAGGGGUGAGUGCCACAGCUCUGUUUACCCAGUUGCCCGAGACCUUGUUUCUGUAGAGAGGUCUGAUACCAAGGGCCACGAUUCCGAAGCUGCAGAAGCCGACCAACAGCACGAACUGAAACAACAAGCAGCAUGUACAGUGGAUGAUUUGAAUAAGACAGUGUCUAUCCCCUACAAAUUCCAAUUGCGUCUGUAUGCAUCGUCAAAGGAAGCACAGGCUGCAGCAGCGCAUUGUGUCCGGUCUCUGGAAAGGAAUCGACCGGCCAUUUGGAAGCAGAUUGGCAAAAAUCGUCGGUCCAAAUCUCCUGGAGCAGUGGCACUUCACAGUAUGCCUAUCUACAGGAGCUGGUUCCAGAAAAGUGUGCUAGGCCAUGUAGAGAAGGGUCAUUGCGAGGUGGAUGUUGUGGUAGAGGAUUGGGAGGGCAGCAGAUGGGGCAUGACAUGGCACCAUCGUAAAAGUGUGUUGCUGAAUGGGUGGGCAAACCUGAUGAACUUCCAUUCACUUGCAUUUGGAGAUUUCAUCGUGUUUGAAACGGUUGGACCAUCACUGUUAAAGAUCUAUGCGUUCUGUAUUGGGGAUGAGGAAGAUGGGCAUGGUGCGAUUCAGGAACAGGACGGUGAUGGAGAAUAUCGGUGCGGUAAACGACUGUUGGAGGCAAGGAAAAGGCUGCGGCAGGCAAAGCGAAGGAAGGCUGGCACAGUCACACAUCCCUAUCAGCAGUCUCCAGAUUCAGGACUGCAUCAGUCCUCUGUGAUCAAUUAUGAGCAUGUUCAUCUUAGCGCGUGCAAUAAUGAGGGGGAAAGUAGCGGGCAUGCAAUGCGAUUUAUCAGUAACAAGGGCAUUGUUGCCUUUAAACAAGAGAGAGGAGCAGGUGCAUCUCUAGUCACAGAGACACAUAUUGACACAUUGCAGGGUGUCGGUGAUGACAAGGCAGAAUGUCGGCGAAGUAACAGGAAAAGGAGAGUUAAGAGCACUGUUGCAGCACUGUUCCAGAAGAAGAUGCGGGUGGAGAAGGAGAGGGAGGAAAACAAGGAUGAUGUGAAGGAACAUAAGGACAGAAAACUAGUUGAUCAGUACGUUACAUUGCGAAGGCCAAUAUUGCAAGAGGAGAGAAAAGCAGUGAUGGAAAAAGUGGAGGCAUUUGUUUCUGACUAUCCUACGUUUUCCUGCAAGAUGACACCUUCUGUGCUUCGGAAUUGGCUGCGCAUUCCGAAGGCAUUCAUGUCCCUAUUGCCUCAGGGAAGUGGGGAUGUGACAUUCAUUGGACCGAAUGGCUAUCGAUGCAAGCUUGGGUGGCUAUGGAGUCCCGACAAGCGCUGUGGAUUUAGUUCUGGCUGGCGACAGUUCAUCCGUGAUCAGGAAUUGCAAGACGGGGACUGGAUUGUGUUAGAGUUUCUGAAACAAACUGUGGUCAGAGUGAAUCUGUUUCCCAUUGUCUGUUCCUCGGAGACUUGUGCAGAGGGGGUGCCACUUGUGGAGACCUGGCAAGCUGUUCCAAGAGGCUACAGGAGUAAGGAUGCCGGUGGCCAUCCCUUAGUUGUACGCGGUGAUAAUGGCGACACAGCAGAGUCUGUCAUGGCAUCUGUUGGAAGGGGAUCAAGGGGCUGGGGUGCUGCCGAUGCACGUCCUGGAUGGGCAGCUGAUGGCGCACUGGAAGCAGACCCACGUUCAAGGGCACGCGAGCUGGAUGGAGGAAUGGCUGCAGAACAGGAUGUGAAAGGGAGAGGGAGGGGGAAGAAACAAAAGAGCAAUCAUAACUGGAAGAUCUCCAGCUCCAACGUUGGCAGUAAGGUGAGCAAAACUGAAAUACAGAAGAAUGUUGGUCCUUGCAAGGGUGGCAGGCGCCAAGGCAGAGAUGAGGGGGCAUCUGAUGUUGGAGGGAGUAGUUCUCAGAAGAGCCAGCAAUGGCGUGAUAUGGUGGAGGCAGGGAACUGGUGUGAAGAGUACAGAGAGGUGGAAGUCUCGCUUGGUCGGGCUGAGAACGAUAAGGCAAGGACAGGCAGAGGAGGAAAGUUCUCCAACUUGACUAUCCAAAGAAGUCAGAACGAGCUUGUUCUGCGCAUAGUCGGUACCAACUGCUUAACAGAUCAAAGCUCAGACGGGAUUGCAAAGGGCUGCACAAACCGAAGGCCAUGCGGGAAGGGGAAGUUGCAGGCCAGUCCUUGGACGGAAGAAAGAAUCCUGGUAGGUGACGGCAGGGCUUCUGGAAAGAAAAGUAGAGGGAAAGUCCGAGGUGCACGGGAGGAAUCCACGCGAUCUGUUGACGAGGGAGGGAGAAACAAAGUCAAUCAGGUUGUGAUGCAGGCUCAGCUUGUGGAGAACGAAUGGGUAGAGGACUCCAAGCAGAAUGGACUUGCAAGAGUGAAAAAUGAAGCAGCUGGUAGACGAGAACUGGACAACACUGCUCCAUCUGGUUUUGUGGAUGUGUCAAAUGCACGCUUUGGUCCCUCCGCGAUAGAUGGCAAGAACGACAAGAAGGACAAGAAGAGGAAGCGCAAGUGGAGAUUCUCGAGUCUAAAGACAAAGAGGCGGAGGAGUUUAUUGGAGAAAAUGGCAAAGAGUACCGACGAGGCAAGCUGUGGAAAUCAGGGAUUUGUGUUAGGUGGUCAAUCUGUUGAGGUAACCGAAAUUGCCGCGGAACAUGCUUCUGCAGGUGGGGAGAGCACAAGACUUGUUAGAGCAAAGAAAACAGACCAGAAGACAGAUGGACAAAGGAUAGCAAACAUGAGGAGGAGAGGUGGUGAGGAGUCCUUACCUGUGGAAGAGCGCUCUGUCUUGGGAACAGGUAUGCCGUCUCCUCAAGUGGUAGUGAAAAAGGAGAGAUGUCAGGGGGUGGUUUACGGAAGUGGAAGAAAACAGAUAACUGAAGGCAACAGUGACGGGAAUCUUCUCAUGUCAACAGCAGACAGAAGACCAAGAAGAGAUGCCAAGGAAAGGGAUGGCAGACCAAAGGACCAAAGAAAGCAAACCUAUGCUGAAGUGAGAGGUGGUGAGCAAGGACCCAGGGCCCCAAGGAAACACAACCACGUUGAGGAAAACAGCAGUGUUGGGAAAGCUGAAGGGAGGAGAUCAUUGGUGAGAGGGGCAGUUGAGGACCGGGGCAUCAGUGGUUAUCGGGACGGUUGGAUUGGGAACGGACAAGGAGACGACGAGGAAGGCGAGUACUUCAGCGUAGACCGUAUGCUGAAUGUAAACUGGGGAGCUGGAAAGGUCCUUGUAACCCUCACUGGCCUGUAUGUAUCAGGGGACAGUAGUAGGUACCAAUCAGGGGGAAUUUGGGUCCCUAAGGAGUGGCUCGCAACGGACUUCUCCAGAGUGUUUGUCCCUCAGAGCUGGCAGCUAAAAUCACAUGCAUCUGCAAUAAGGGGGUGGUGACUCCUCUCUUUCUGCCUAUCUUUUUUAGCUAUGAAAGGCGCCCGGGGGGAUGAGUUCUGGAAGCGGUCAUGGUCUUCCUCUGUGUUAUCAAGGUGUACAAGGCUUUUUCACCGGAAGCAUUGUGGCGACUUGACUGUUGAAAGGCAUUGCCCGCUGUCAUUUGCAGUGGUUUGCCAGCACACGACACUGGGGGUUUAUGGGGGUCCUGGGGGUCCUGCAUUUGACCCUUGACUUGCUGUGACGAACAGCUGUCCCUCACUGUAUGUUAUUCUUGGUGGAGCUGAUGGACCUUGUGUUUCAUGUCGGUGUGUGAUGCUCAUGGAUGGUUACUGUUUGUCCAUUUAGGAAUGGGCUUUUCUUCAAGGCUCGUGUGUCUGCGCUUGUGUGUGUGUGUGUGUUUCUGUGUGUGCGAUUUGUGCACAUGUAACUUUGUUCAUCAUGCUCAGUUUCCGAAGAAAGUUUGUGUGUGCCUGUACAUGAGGUGCGCUGAGUGCCAAUCAAACAGGGGUAUCCCUGAAUCACGUUUUUUGCUUGAAAGUUUAUUAACCAAAGCUGGAAUGCG
Chara braunii is the source of this 11915-nucleotide messenger RNA. The record is from the annotation of a GenBank genome assembly. Lineage: Eukaryota; Viridiplantae; Streptophyta; Charophyceae; Charales; Characeae.